UUCGUGCGGCUGCUCCCGCUCGCGCCCCCAACACCCACCACCUCCAGUCAUUCUCAGCUUUCAGCUGCCGCUCUCAAGACUUACGUAUUAACUAAUAAGUGACCUUUCAUGAGUGCCCUCGCUGCUCUUCCUCGCACACACCAUUUGCGGGGGCUCGCCCAAGUCCAUGAGCUCACAGUCCCUCAAUACCUGCCUGGGUCAUCUCCAGCAACAGAUCAUGGUUCCGACACCCCGCCGCAGAGGCAGAGGGCGCGGCAAUGGUCCUCCUACUCCGGGCUCUGCGACAAAAGUACGGCUUGACGGUCAUUUCCUCGACGGCGAGUGGUACUGUAACUGCGAUCCCCGUGAGCAAGCAAAGCACCUCCAAGUCAAGAAGCCCGACUCGGAGAACAAGGAUCGCUGGUUCUACCGUUGUCCCAAGGAAAAGUGUCGGUUCUGGCUGUGGGACGACGAUGCGAAGCGCCGCGAGAAUGGGGCGCCCAGCAAGACCAUCCUGACGAGCGAGGUAGAGAGGGAAAAGGCAGAGGAUGUCCAGAUCAAGGCGCCCAGCAUGACACAACGGCGCUUGACAAACUAUGGUAUCAAGGUCACCCCAGGACAGAGGAGAGCCAGCGAUGCGACCACGACGGCCAGUGAGAGCGGCGGCGAGUCACCCACCAGAGACAUGGGCAAGGGCAAGGGCAAGAGGAAGCGGACCGAGGAUGAGGAUGAGGACCUCCUUAGCCUCAUGGACUCGGAUGAUGAGAAGGCCAUGGCCGCGCUGGCGGAUCAGCCGCCGCAAGGGACAACGCCCCAGACACCGGCUGCCACGACGAGAAUGGCGCACGGGCUGCCGACGCCGGGUACCGCGAGGACGCUGUUUCCUGUCUCCAAGAAGAAACGGACCGUCUCUUUCGAGGAGGAAGACACAUUCACCACGCCGACCAAGAGCACAACGCAAAGCUCUAGUGCCACCGUGGCCGGCAACCCGUCAGCGCACCCCGAGACGCCGGACCAGGAGCAUGACCCUACCGCUCAAGUCAUGAGCCUCCUGCGCCAGGUCAAGGACAUUAAGCCAGAGAUCCUCGCCUCCGUCAAGGCCAUUAUCGACGCCGCAGAGAGACGGGCGCAGGGCGUGGCCAAGGGACGGGACGUGCUGCGGUCGCAGCUCCACGAGAGGGACAGCAAGAUCGCUAGGAUGCAGGAGACGAUUGCGGCGCUCGAGAACAAGGACCGGCUGCAGCACGCGCAGAUUGAGAAGAUGAAGAAGGAGAAGACGGAGAUGAAGGCUGAUCUGAUGAGGUUCUAUCAGAAGCACUGAAUCGGUUUGGUGUUCACUUGGGGUUUGAGUUUGGAUUUAGCGAAUGAUUCAUAUCGUAUGUAGCGCAGCGUAGCCGUCGUUUCUUAUACCACUGCCGACCUGUCUUGAGGCGUUGAUCAUGUCGAGCAAUGCAUGGAUUCAAACGUGCCGCCGUCACAGGAGAUGAC
Molecule: messenger RNA, 1467 nt
Organism: Emericellopsis atlantica
Lineage: Eukaryota; Fungi; Ascomycota; Sordariomycetes; Hypocreales; Bionectriaceae
Exons: 2
Coding region: 167-1300 (377 amino acids)
Molecular function (GO): zinc ion binding
Source: RefSeq, a predicted model, not a curated record